GCUACAAUAACACGUCGGACGAAAUGGAUUGAUUGCAGCUGCAGGAGACACUGAGGGAAAAAAAGGAAAUCGAACUGAAUAUAAUACAAGUAUAACAAAUUUAACACGUACGUAUAUAAUGUAUAAAUUACGUCUAAUUUUUAAUGUUAUAAUUUCUAAUGGUUUAUUUGUAUUUUUAUAUAAUAUUAUUGCUAUUAUUAUAGUCGGCGGGUAGGUAAUUGUAGAUUUUUUUUUUUAAUGAGUUUCAUAACAAACGAUCGAUAUUGUUAAAGAUAACCAAGGCAGGUAUAAGUUUAAUAUAAAAAUGUCACCUCGUGUGUCACUCAUAACACCGAAAAUAAAAUCCAGAAAAAUUAUUAUCAGUUCAGUGAAAGUCAAUAAUUUAAUAUGAAAACUUUUGAGCUGACACGACAAUGUCGAGUGAGUACACUUAACUUGCGUACAAUAGAUUUCUAUGAUUCUAACAGUUCAGUUAGAGUGUACCUACCUAUGUUAUAUAGGCACUAGCAAAAGUUGACCUUCACACGAAUCGCCAUUGCUUUAAAUCGGCGGGUCAAAUGGUGUUUUUGUUGUUUUUAAAGCAGUUUACGUACGUGAAAUACAAUAGUAAACCCUUUUUAUUUACUUGUGCCCAUCAUAUUAGCAUGUAUUAUUUUAAUAAAAUUAAUAAUUUGUUUAAAAACUAUAACGGGUGCAGUUUUUGUUUUUUUUAAAAACAUAUUUUAUUAUUUAUUUAUAGUUUUUGAAUUUCGUUUGGAUACAAUAUUAAAUAUUGGUGUCUUAUAACUUUACUAACAUUAAUUAUUGUUUUAAAUAUUCGAUGCGUACAAGAUAGACACCGAGACCAAAGAGCGGAGACUAUGAAAGAACGAGGAACGAUAAUCGCCAAAUCAAAAAUCGAACACCGUAGAAGCCGUCGGAAUUAUAAAGACUGCGAAUGGGGGGGGGGGUAUAGGGUACGUCCGGAGAAGCCGAAAUCCGUUACUUCGUACUGCACCGGAGAGGACUUUGACGGCUGACGGGACAAGAUCUUUUGGAAUACCGAGAAUGAGACGAGUAAAAGACGUCGGGGGAACUGUAAGGAGGAGGAUUGGAUUGAAAAGUGCGAGCACCGUUUGAACGGUAUCCUAGAUACAGUAUACGUGUGACGUGAUGGUCCUAUAAAGUCGGCUUCUAGAAACAAAGACGAAUGAUUAUUGCACGCUAAUUCGUACCUAUCUAUAUUUUAACACUUGUUCGAAAAAUUCGUAUUUAAAUAUUAUAUUUCGUUGCGGUCGCCGGCAGGUAUUGUACAAACCGCAAUCGUUGAGCGCACGAAAAUAACAGACCGUGCAGGACGAAAUCGCGACGAACAUCACGACGGCGACGGAGCGAAUGAAAACGGUUCGCGGACUAUUCGACGGCACUUCCAAUCGUAAAUCGUAAUGAUUUUUAAUCUGCGAAAAUGUCAAUAUUACUGUCCGACCGACCGGAAACGUUAAUAGUUGCGUUUCGUUUGGACCGACGACGGCGGCGGCGGCGUUUCGACUUUCUCGGAGUGCGUAUGGCAACGUGUUUAUGCGCGGGCGCGUCAAAGGUGCGCGCGGGCGUUCCGAGGACGCGACGGUAAAAUCUCACAGUACACGCGAGUGUCGCGUACGAGUGCAGCCGUCCGCGUGUGCCGGGGAUUACGGUAGGUGCGAGCGGAUCGCCCGCGGCGGUCCACGUCGAAGUUGUAGCGGAACAAAACGCAACGCGAUAAUAAAAUAAUGAUAACGAUAAUUGUGCGUAUGGCGCCGCGGGUCGUCGACCGCGUCGCCGUCCAGAGUCGCGGCGCGAGGACGAGCAGUAAAAUGCGAUGUUUGGAAACGCGACGCGGAGCUUUUGCAAUUGCACGGGGACGUGACCGAGGAACAUUAGUCGAGGCGUUAAUUAUAUCAUCGCCUACACGUUACAUUACUAACGUUUCGCGUGCGCGUAUCGUGUGGAAAUAGUUUUUUUUUUUUUUUUUUCGAAUUUCUCAAUUUUUUUUUUUCUUUCGUUUCGGUCAUAUCUCCGCACUAAUAAUAACAGCGAUAAUUAUUAAUAAUCAUUACGGUAUACUCGCCCCGCUAAUUGUUUUUAAUCCGCCGACAUCUCUGUACGCGGUGUGCAUGUAGACGGCCGUUCGGAAACCUACAAUACCAUACCUAUACGUAAUAUAUAAAAAUACCCUCGAAUUAUUUAAAGCCUUGGAUAUACCUCGAGAUUUUUAAAAUCAGCAUCCAAAUACUCGGGAAAAUAAUAAUGAUUUCAUUGAGAGUCGUAAAAGGAUUCAAAAUCUGAAAGUAGUAAACGAUGCUGCUGAACGUGGAAUUUCAUUAAUUCGAACAUUCAAUGGGAUACUUACCAACCAAGAGGAGCAAAAGCGAUAUCUUUUACAAGUAGUUGAACGACACAGACAGAAGUAUCCGAAUCCAAAUAGAUCAACACUAAAUGAUUGAAAUUGUGUAUAUUAUUAUGGCAAUUGAUGACUUUUUUUUAAUUAUUUUGUAUGUUAUUAUAGUAAUUGAUAAGUUUUUUAUUAUUAUUAUUAAUUGUAUAUAUUUGUUUGUAUUUAUACACUAUUGAUUAUAUAUGUGAAAUUUAUCAUAUUUUCAAAUAAGUUGCGCAACCAAAAAAAAAAAAAAUAAAUAUUUUUCCUUGAAAUCUUUUGCGAGCCUUCUUAUUAUUGUACAUAGAUGAAUAAUUUAAGUGUGUGGGACCAUCAUAAAAUAAAAAUUUAUUUAUUUUUUUGUCACCCUACUAUACAUAAUAUAUAAAAAAUAUUAUGUAUUGCACGCAUACCCGGGUAAUUUGUACGGGACAAAAUCUACAAUCGAAUAAUUUCCGCCGUCGUCGCCACUGGACACGGCAGACUGCGGCACGUGCGCAUUAUACAUCAUACUUAAUGAAAAGUCUAUACAAUAAUAAUUUAUAACGAUAAAUUGUCUCGGAGAAAGUAAUAAUAUUCGUAUGUUAUUAUAGAUUGCGGGCACACUCCCACUUUUGAGCGGUCUCGUCCCGCACGGUGUUCGCGGUGUUUUUUUUUUUUCAAAGAUCUCUUAUAUAUAUAAAAACGUGACGGGCGUCUCGGGCAUACUGUUAUUGUGACUCGAACGGUACUCGUCGAACCACAUACUCCGUUCGUAUACAGGUAAGCUAUAUUUUUAUAAUAUUAUAGGACACUCGCGGACGCCCGCCGAACAUGUCGGGCUCGUUUAUCGAUUAAUUUCAUUACAAAAACAAACCCGCGUUUGUAAUAUUGUUCCGUCGAAUACAAAACGAAUGCGAUUAUUUCGUUUUCCGCACAAACUAUUCGGUUUUCUGCCUUCUCCUUCGAAAGUUUUCGACGUUAUGCCGUCGAGACCUAUCGUCGCAAAACACAAACCCCCGUCCGUUUCUCAGCUCUGCCUCUGCAGCCUUGACGGACGAUAGUUACUUCAUUCGAAUUUUCUAUUUUUUUUUAAUAUUACGAAUACAAAAAUUCAUUUUUUUCUUUUCUUUCAUUAAUAUUCAUAAUAGAUAUAUUUUGGUAUUGCAUUACAAUGAAAUUGGUUCAAUACUUUAAGUGGUAAACAAAAUAUUAUAAAAUACUGUUGUUUCCGGUUUUUUUUUUCAAUUUCCGCGUUCAUAAGGCAAGACGGGGCCUUGUACUUCAAAAUUUCAAAUACAAUUUUGUUUCGAGUACUUUUUGAUGUUUGAUUUUAUCGUGCUCCUCCCUGAUAAAUUUCCCGCGGGCGUCCGUUUAGAUACACGAACCCGCCGUAACGCGCGGUUACCGUGGUAUAAUAUAACGAGCUGUUUUUUGUUUUUUUUUCUGUUUUUUCCCUUCCUUCCAGUCAGCCGUCGCAUACCCAAUACCGUGCCGGACUAUGAGGUCGUGCAGUACGAGCUUCGCGGCUUUGGGCGCGUGCGUGUUGAUGGCGGUCACGUGCCUGGCGAUGCCCCAGGGCACCAAAGAAGGAGCGAUAUUCACGAACGAAGCCAUUAGACAGGCGCAAAACACGCAUCUCAUACCGCAAAACGCUCAGAUCCAAAAGGUCCAGGAGGGCGUGGAGCUGGUCGCGUACGAGUCGAUACCCGGUUCGCAGGCCAUCAACCUGUUCGAGAUUCUCGGCGAACACGUGCCUCCGGAGGUGGUCAGCAACCUCCAGACCCAAGUGGACCAGGUCGGAAAACAGUGAAGACGACGCGUCGAAUUUUUUACUCGAUUUCUCCCCCAACCCCCUCAUCCCCUCCACCAAUGUUUUUCGUUUCUAAUUUAAGAUUUCGUCGGCAAAACACGUGUCGCGCGCUACGCUAAAGUCCCGCGCGACCUCAGUCGUUUUUUUUUUCCGUCGAGUCGUAUUCAACGCGUAUGCCGAUACGCCGCCGUCGUUAUGCAAUAUCGUUAUAGAUUACACAGUUUGUUUUUUUUUUUUUUUUUUAUAAACAGAGAAAGUAUACUUAUACACUAUUGGUACCUCCUAUACGCGUGUGAUUUUUUUUUUCGACGAAACUGCUUUCACCCAUCAUUACUGCGGAUUUUAUAUUUUUAUUUUUCGAUAAAUAUACUCGGACACGUGCAUACUCGCUUUCUAUAAAAUACCUUCGGGAAUCGUUUAAUUUUUAAUUUUUUUUUUUUUACACGCCUUGUCAAGGUGCGAUAUUAUAUGUGUUUAGUUGUGUAUUUUAUUAUUAUCUAACUAAAAAUGUCGUAUAUUUUUACGACCUGAACAUAAAUACAAACAUAUUAAAGCUAUAUACGCGCGAAGAAUAAAUUUGUGUGCACAAUAUAUGAUCAUGU
This is a messenger RNA of Cinara cedri, 4786 nucleotides long. The record is from the annotation of a GenBank genome assembly. NCBI's taxonomy places the organism in Eukaryota, Metazoa, Arthropoda, Insecta, Hemiptera, Aphididae.